GAAUGACGCACGCGUGUUUACAGUUGUCCUAGCUACCCGGGUUUUAAUGUAAUGUUGAGGCUCUGCAGCAAAACAUGCUAAAUGUUAAAUACACCCGAAAAUAUUGACAUAUGGUUGAAUAAUGAAAAUACUGGAAGUUUUGCUUUGAUUAAGUAUACUUAUAUAAACACCCACCAAUACACACACACACACAUAUAUAUAAAUACUUAGAAAUACUGAAGUCCUGAUGUGACCACACUCCUACCCUUUAAGUUAACCAAGAUGAUGAUGAGUAAAUUUUGUAUCCAACUGGUAAUUUCAUAUCUUAUUAAUUGAAGGUAAUGUAUUCAGGAGAACAGCCAGUUUCUUUUUGGUGACCUGUUCUAUACUUCUCAAACUAUUAAUUCAUAUUUAAGGUUAGGAUGGAUAGCAACUCAGAUGACCAAGGGAAGCAUUCCGGAAUUAGGGUUUUUAAGAAGAGCUCACCAAAUGGGAAGAUUACUGUGUACCUAGGGAAAAGGGACUUUGUUGACCACUUUACUUAUGUUGAACCAAUAGAUGGAGUGGUUCUGGUAGAUCCAGAAUAUGUGAAAGAUCGACGAGUUUUUGGCCAUGUUCUUGCUGCAUUUCGCUAUGGUCAUGAAGACUUAGAUGUUUUUGGGUUGAUAUUUCGAAAAGAUCUGUAUCUUGCAUCAGAUCAGCUCUAUCCUCCCUUGUCUAACCCUGACAAAACGCGAUCGUUGACACGUAUUCAGGAACGACUUCUCAAGAAACUGGGGCCAAAUGCACAUCCAUUUUAUUUUGAGCUUCCCCCUCAUUGCCCGGCAUCAGUCACACUACAGCCUGCAAUAGGUGACACUGAAAAACCAUGUGGUGUUGACUAUGAACUGAAAGCUUAUAUUGCAAAUACAACUGAGGAAAAAACUCAUAAAAGGAACUCUGUGAGGCUAACUAUACGAAAGGUGAUGUAUGCACCAAGCAAACAAGGAGAACAGCCAAAUGUUGAAGUCAGUAAAGAAUUUAUGAUGUCCCCUAACAAACUACAUCUAGAAACAUCACUGGACAAAGAGCUCUAUCAUCAUGGAGAAGAAAUUGCAGUCAAUGUUCACAUAGCUAACAAUUCAAAUAGGACAGUAAAAAAGGUAAAAGUAUCAGUUCUUCAGUUUGCUGAUAUCUGCCUGUUUUCUACGGCACAGUAUAAGUGCAAUGUAGCAUCAUUGGAGAGUGAAGAUGGUUGUCCUGUGGGGCCUGGGUUUACAUUAUCUAAAGUAUACUAUUUGAAGCCUCUGCUAGCUAAUAACAAAGACAAACGUGGUCUAGCAUUGGAUGGACAGUUAAAAGAUGAGGACACAAAUCUAGCUUCUUCCACCAUCAUAACAGACCCUUCCCAAAAAGAAAACUUGGGAAUUAUAGUGCAGUACAAGGUGAAAGUAAAGUUAUGUCUAGGACCUCUUGGAGGUGAUGUAGUGGCAGAACUUCCCUUUAUUUUGAUGCAUGCAAAUCCUGAAGAGACAGAAGAUGAACAAUUAAGGCGACAACCUACACCAGUAAAGAGUGAAGAAGAAUUUGAGGUUCCAGUUGAUGACAACUUGAUUCAACUUGAUGUGGAAGGUGUCAACUGCACAGAUGCUCAAGAUGAUGAUCUCAUUUUUGAAGAUUUUGCUAGAUCUAGACUCAGAAGGGAAACUGAAACCUGAACACAAGAUUUUAUUCCUUUUGGAAAGACAUAUUCUCAUUUCUAUUUUUUUUAUUUUUACCCCCCGAAAGAGCAUUUAUUUUCACAUCUGUUUUACAAAUAGAGGCCAAAUCUAGUGAGGUAUUUACAUAAACUUGACCACCCACUUUGUUGUUUGUUUUACAACAAAACUGUAAUUAUUGGAUAUACAGAUAUGUGUUUAGAUGUUGUCCCUGUUGUCUGCAAAACAUACAGGAAAUAUUUUGUAUACUUCAUGAUGAGCAUGAAUUAACCUGUUAAUGGUUGCCUUGCCUCAAGACUUGGAAUGUUGGACAUUUGUUACAGUUUUGUAUACAACUAGUUAUAUAGGUUAAGUUCAUAUUGGAUGUAUGUUUUAAAAAAAACAAAAAACUUUUAUUUCUUAUAUGAACCAAAGUGCUAGUACAAACCCAGUAAGUAACAAGAUCCAAGGGUUUCAUUUCUCUAGUCAAGAUUAUUUUUUGUCCAAGAUCUCAGUAAAUCUAGUGGUCGUAAGUUACUAGCACAAGUUCUUAUCCUGGACUAACUGCUAUACAUGACCAUCUAAUUUCAAUAUUAUAAUCGAACUGUAUCUCUCUUUCUCUUCUGAGCAACAUCAGUAUAUAUAUGCAUUAUGUCAAAUCUCCAUAACUGCAUGUCUCUCUCUCUUCCUAACAAUGUUAGCAUUUUUUUUUCUUAACUUCACAUACCUUUGACUUCUUUAAUUAGUAUGUUCACCAAACACAUUUUUUUUUAAAUGUUAUAUCUACAUAUACAUAUCUCCUACAUUCUCUAGCUUCAUUUUCUGCAUAUCAUUUAUUUAUUUUUAUUUUUUGGUAUUAUCAUUUUAUUUAUCAGAGUUACUUAUUGUGUAGUCACCAAAGGAUUCUCAGUUAAUUUUGGGGCAGGUUUUAUUAAAGUUUCAGUAAUGAAGACGAAAAAAAACGAAACUGAAGAAAUAUGGAACAUUUGAAGGGAUCUUUGUUGGGUUUUUGAAAAGUUGUUACUUUUCAAAACAAUCUUAAACAAAGAUUAUUUUGGAUCAGUGAUUUCAAAUAGAGCAAACUGAUUUAGAAGGACAAUUCUUAAAUUAUUACUAUUGAUAAAAACAGUUGAUAUUAUAAAUCCAAUAAUUGUUAGUAGGUUAGAAAUAAGUAUAUUUAUGUUGGUAAUCUCAAGUAAAAAUAUUUCUUUGUAAUAAUGUGACUGGUGUUUUUCAUUAUAUAUUUAAAUCAGUUUUGCUUUCUUUCAUUGUUAAAAAUGUGGUUUAAAGUUACUAGCUUCAAGAUUGAUAAGCAGCUCAUAUUUUUAAGUAUUUUUUACAAAAAAAAUACAUUUCAGCUCAACUCAAGUAAAAAAACCCAAAUUCCAUUGAGGUUAGACAAGCAGUUUUUAGAUGGUGUCAGUUUUGGUCAGCUUAGCCACAUUGCUAAUAUAUUAGCUCUGUCAGGAAGUAUCUCAUAUCUUCAACUUAACUAGGUAAAUUGAAACUGUCUUGUCACAAUAUGGGCUUUAUUACCUGAUACAAGUUGAAUUGGAGCUUUGUAUGGAAAUGUUGUUCUUUUGAAAAUGUAAAAUUGAAAAAAAUAGAACAGCUUUCAAUAAAGAAAAAGUGUUUGCUUUUAACCAUAGAUCUGAAAAAGAUUAUGACAAAAUAAGAAACUUAUUUACUGUUGUUGUUUUUUUGUAAAAUCUAGUAUUUGUUCAGCUACACUAAAGUAAGAUAUCUCUGUUGAGAUUUAUUGUAUUUUAUUUAAGAUUUUGUUUUCUAAUGAAGCUCACAACAGUUCUUUUAAAUUAUAACUUAAAAAAAUGUAUGAUAUUAUAAGUUUUGCAUACAUGUCAAGAAUAAAAUGAAGAAAAUUAGAAUUUUUAAAAUUGUUACUAUUCGUUAUAUCUUGUGCAAGUAGAUCUUAUAAGUGUGUGAAUGACUUUUUGUAUAGAAAGCCUCACAAUAAACAGUUUUGAUGAUAAAAGGAA
Limulus polyphemus (Atlantic horseshoe crab) is the source of this 3652-nucleotide messenger RNA. RefSeq names its product arrestin red cell-like. The record is from RefSeq and is a predicted model, not a curated record. NCBI's taxonomy places the organism in Eukaryota, Metazoa, Arthropoda, Merostomata, Xiphosura, Limulidae. Gene Ontology annotation, cellular component: cytoplasm. Bases 402 to 1676 code for a protein of 424 amino acids. Gene Ontology annotation, biological process: signal transduction; G protein-coupled receptor internalization. Gene Ontology annotation, molecular function: G protein-coupled receptor binding. The transcript is spliced from 14 exons.